AUGGUUACAGCAGCAGAUGAAACCUUAUCGCUUUUUCGACAAAUUAACCGGCUUGCAAGUGAAGGAAAAUGGAAUAGUGUCACUAACGCACCGUGUUUACCAUAUUACCUAAAUGGAGAAGCAAGAGAUGCCUUUCGUAAACUGGUAUGUCGCUUAGCUUUUUCAGAGCAUCCAGAGGACUUUCGUAUUGCCUUUUUCAAGACAAACCCUGGGCAGUUUAUAAAGUUAACCGCGCGAUUGGUCGUAUCUUUCGCUGCAAUCUUCCUUGGAGUGGCAAUUUACGAAUUCGUCGUAUCCGAAGAGAAGCGGCUGAAGUACAAAUAUAGACAUAAACAUCAACAUCAUGCUGAAGAACAUCACUAUAGCCAAGAUGAACGAGAGGUCGGGAGUUACCAGUAUGACUGUGGGGCUGCCGAUGUGAUCGAUCCUGUCCUUUACACUUCGGAGCUAAAAGAGGACAAAGAGAUGCGAUAUGUGGUGAGGGCUUCAAGAUUUUUUUUUCGUCCCCAUCUUUAG
This is a messenger RNA of Enterobius vermicularis (human pinworm), 516 nucleotides long. The record is from the annotation of a GenBank genome assembly. NCBI's taxonomy places the organism in Eukaryota, Metazoa, Nematoda, Chromadorea, Rhabditida, Oxyuridae.